This is a messenger RNA of Columba livia (rock pigeon), 4553 nucleotides long. RefSeq names its product septin 12 (gene SEPTIN12). The transcript is spliced from 11 exons. NCBI's taxonomy places the organism in Eukaryota, Metazoa, Chordata, Aves, Columbiformes, Columbidae. Bases 133 to 2310 code for a protein of 725 amino acids. The record is from RefSeq and is a predicted model, not a curated record. Gene Ontology annotation, biological process: cytoskeleton-dependent cytokinesis; intracellular protein localization. Gene Ontology annotation, molecular function: GTPase activity; molecular adaptor activity; GTP binding. Gene Ontology annotation, cellular component: microtubule cytoskeleton; cell division site; septin ring.
AGCAGCCGGCGCCGUCCCGUCCCGUCCCGGGGCUCGGCGGACUCAGCUCCGCUCCGCCCGGUGCUGCCGCCGCCUCCCCAUGCGGGUGUCCCGAGUGGGCAGCAGCCGCCGCGCCCCCCGCGCCGCUCCGGCAUGGCCCGGCUCUCCGUCAAAGAGCACCUGGAUGGGAUCCUCUCCGACUUCGAAGCGCUCAAGAAGUCAUUUGAGGCAGAGGAUGGGGACGAGAUGCCCAGCUCACCACCAGUGUUCCCGCUGCCGUCGGGUACCAGCGAGUGCCACCAGCCGCUGCAGCCUGGCCACCCGCCCCGCUCGGGCACCACUGCCAGCCCCAGCCUGGCUCCCAGCCCUGUGCUGCGCAGCCAUCUCAGCACCAGCCUCUCUGUCAGCAGAGCCAACGGCACCGCCAGCACUGGCAUCACCCGUGUUGCCUCCUUCCAGACCCGCCGGGGCUUUACUGCAGGGCCGGGCAGUGACGGCGAGAGCCUCCGCAGUUCGUCCUCCAGCCUGGAGAGCCCUGCUCCCCUGCAGCUGCCAGGCACUCCCCCAGCUGCUGUCCCCGGCCUGAAAAAGGUCCCAUCUCACGGCAGCGUCUUCCCAGCGGAGCUGGAGCAUCCCCUCCGUAUGGCCACCACCAGCCACAGCUCACUGCCAGCACUGGACCUGCACAUCGCUGAGGAGCCGGGGAUGGGGACCCCUCCACUGAAGCCCUUGCUAUGGGGCUCCCGGAGCCCAGCAUCCCAACCCCACACCCACCAGCCCUCCUCCCCAACCCCGUGCGAUGGCACCGAGGUGUCCCAGGGGCUGCCCAUGCUCCCUGAUGGGCCGGGGGGGCAGCUGCCAGGGGUUGGGGAUGUCACCCCCUGUGCACUUCCACGGCUGCAGCUGAGGGUCAGCCUGGGUGCCAACCCCAGCCUGGCCCACCGGCCCCUGUCACUCCCUCGAGGCCAGGGAGAGGCAUCCCCAGCCCCCACAGCUCCUUCCCCGGGGAGGGCUGAGGGGCUGCCACCACUGCCAGCCCCACAAGCUGCCCCCUUCAAGCUGGUGUCACAGCCGCAGACAGUGCAAGUGAGCUCCCAGCCUGCCUUCCUGGGGGGGCUGGUGCUGGUGCCAACAUUGGGGACCCUGGCAGCACCCAGUGGAGCCGGAGCAAACCCCCCCAGUGCCGGGCAUGUGGGGCUGCGGGGACCCUGUGCAGCGGCGGCGGUGGUGGCUCGCGGUGAGGCUGCAGAUGGUGACUGGGCUGCAGUGACACCAAAACACGGAAGCAGCCUGGAGCCCAUGGAGCGCAGCAUGGAGCCGCCGGCCGUGCCGGAGGAGGAGAUGAUGCCUCUCAGUGUGGCGCCCAGCCCAGCGGGUUGCCAGCUCUUUGGUUAUGUAGGAAUCGAAGCCGUGCUCGACCAGAUGAAAAUCAAAACCAUGAAGACAGGCUUUGAAUUCAACAUCAUGGUUGUGGGACAGAGUGGGUUGGGGAAGUCAACGAUGGUGAACACCCUCUUCAAGUCCAAGGUGAGCCGCAAAGCCUCGCAGCCUGGCCAGGAGGAACAUAUUCCCAAGACAGUGCAGCUGCAGUCUGUCACUCAUGUCAUUGAGGAGAAGGGUGUGAAGAUGAAGCUGACAGUGACAGACACACCAGGGUUUGGGGACCAGAUCAACAAUGAGAACUGUUGGGACCCCAUCAUCAAGUACAUCAACGAGCAGUAUGAAAGGUACCUACGUGAGGAAAUCCUCAUCACCCGCAAGAGGAAGAUCCCAGACACUCGGGUCCAUGGAUGUGUCUACUUCAUCCCCCCUACGGGUCACUGGCUGCGCCCACUGGAUCUGGAGUUCAUGCGACGGCUCAGUAAGAUCGUCAAUGUGGUGCCUGUGAUCGCCAAAGCCGACACGCUCACCCUGGAUGAACGGGCAGAGUUCAAACAACGGAUCCAGGAGGACCUGAAGACCCAUGCCAUCAGCGUGUACCCGCAGGAGGACUUUGACCAGGACCCGGAUGACAGGGUGCUGAAUGACCUGAUUCGGGAGAAGAUCCCCUUCGCCGUGGUGGGGGCGGACCAGGAGCACCAGGUGAACGGCAAGCGGGUGCUGGGCCGCAAGACCAAGUGGGGUAUCAUUGAAGUGGAGAACCCGGCGCACUGCGAGUUCCCCCUCCUGCGGGACCUGCUGAUCCGAUCCCACCUGCAGGACCUGAAGGACAUCACCCACAACGUCCAUUAUGAGAGCUAUCGCGUGCGGCGGCUGAACGAGAGCAACCAUCCGGGGCCGAGCUCCCACAAUGGGCCUCCUGGCAAGGGCGGGGAUGGCAGUGACCUCUGAGCCACCAGGUCACCCCCCAGAGCCACCGCUGGACCCUCAUGGCAGUGCCUGUACCCUGACCAGCAGUGGCUGUGCCUGGACCCUGCCUGGGGUGAGGAGCCCCCGAGAGUGCCAGGCUGCUCCGGCUCCUCAUCCCCAAGUUCUGCCAUGGGCACAGACGCCUUGGAUCCUGCACAGCAUUAAAGGUCAAGCCAGAGCCUUCGCCCUUCACCAUAACCAUCCUUCUGCUGGACCUACGACCCUUCUGAUGUGUCACCACCCUCCUGUGCUGCUCUGACUGCUGGGACCAUAGAGCAAGACCUUCUCCCAACAAGUGCUGCCAGGGUGCCCUGUGCCAGCACCAGCCAGGCACCCUGGGGAGAUUGGAGUGCUUACGGCAGAGUGCCCGUGGUUCCAUAGGUGGCCAGGGCGGGCAGAAUGCAGGUUCCCUCCCCACAGUCACCACACCCACCUUGCCCAUUUACGGCAGGUGGCACAGACGGACUUUGAGCCCCUUAUCGGGCGCUGGAGGUGCCGGAGGUGCCGGAGGGGUGCGGAAGUGGCACCCUCAAGGGUGGGGGGGGCUACACCCAGCUGCUCCCCACUGUGUCACCCCCCUGCCAGGGGCACGUGGCACUGGGUGCAGCUCCCCAAACCCCUCAGGCAGACCCCACAGAUGCUGCCCCGCUGGCUGCUGGCCCCGGCACGGUGUGAGCGGUGCGAGGAUGGGGAGGAUGGGGGAGAUGGGGUGGCCCGCCCAGUGCUUCAGGGGUGCAUGAAAGGCCCCAUUGUUCCUCCUGCUGUGGGCAGGCUCGGGGGUGGUGCCAGGACAGCAGCACCAGCAGCUCCCUGCCCCCCCGCCCUGGCCCUGCUGUGAGCGCCGGCACCUUCGCCCAGCACCGUGUUAAUGAUCCACCCGCCCGCGCCGCUGCCACCAGCCCCCAGCAGCCGCCCCGGUGAGCCGUGCGUGGCGGUCGCCGUGGUGGCAGCCACGGAGCUGGGGGUCCUCGGUGCAGGCGGCUCGGGGGGCCGGCGGCUCCCUGCCCCGUGCCCCACCCCUCUGUCCCAGAACCCAGAUAAGAGCAGCUGCCGGCAGCACCCAUUUCCCAGCUUGUGGUGUGAGGGGGAGAGCUGACCGGGACCAUGGCCAGAGUGACGGUGAACCUCCGUGCCGUGACCUCCUGGGUGGGCAUCGCCCGGCUCUUUGCUGUCGUGCUGUCCUGCAUUGCCUUCAGCUUGGUGGCCUCCACCCGGGACUUCUGGGGUCCCUAUGGGACGUGGUGUAUGUUCACCUGGUGCUUCUGCUUCACCGUGACGCUGCUGGUGCUGUUUCUGGAGCUGCUGGAGCUCUACCCCAAGCUGCCCUUCUCCUGGGAUGACUUCACCUCGGCUUUCUCCAUGUUGGCAGCAUUGAUGGUUUUCACCACCUCAGCGGUCUUCCCUGCCACCUUCAUCAGCAGCCCCUGCAGCGGCAGCAAGUGUGCCCGCCAGGCCGUGGCCACCACCGUCUCCUGCCUCUGCUUCCUUGCCUACGCCCUUGAGGUGGGGCUCACCCGUGCCAAGCCGGGGGACAUCAGCAGCUUCCUCUCCACUGUACCUGGGCUCCUCAAGGUGUUUGAAGCCUAUGUGGCCUGUCUCAUCUUCUGCUUGCUGGAUACCUUCAGUUCAGAAGCUGGCCUGCAGUGGUGCGUGGCCGUCUACUCCAUCUGCUUCAUCAUCACCCUCCUCAUCAUCAUCUUCACCAUCGGCCGGUGCCUCAGCUACAUGCCCUGCCCGCUGGAAAAGGUGCUGGUGGGGUACAACGCCCUGGCCCUGGUGAUGUACCUCACCGCCACCGUCCUCUGGCCCCUCUACAGCUUCAGAGGGCAGAGCCGUCCUGCAUCCUGCGGCAGGGGCUGCAGGUGGGACAAGAACCUGGGGAUCACCUUCCUCACCAUCUUCAACCUCAUUGCCUACUUGGUGGACCUGGUCUACUCCACCAGGAUGGUUUUCAUCAGGGCACCUCCCUAAGGGCUCGGGGAGGUCUCGGUGGGGAGAGGGGUGGUGGGACGUGGCCGGGUGCCAGUGCGGGGUUCUUGGUGGAGCUGAGGAAGAGGCUGGGUGCCUUGGAAAGCUCCUUCUCCCCGUGCUGGAGCAGAGAGCCAUGGGGUGCUCCCGGGGGUGCCUGAGUGGGGGGGCUGUGGAGCUGGGUUGUGGGGAGCAGGGUGUUCCUGAAACCCUGGAGCUGGGGGUGGGGUUGGGAUUAAAUUGGGUCAUUUUUCACU